GUUGCUCAAAAGGCAUUUCUCGUCAUAUAUUUGUCAAAGAUAAAAGAGGAAACAAAAUCUCGAAGAGAGAGAGAUAUAUGGGUCAGGUGCUUCUAUGGACGAAGGAGACCUGGAAGCAGUAGUCAGAGGUUACUCUAGCUCCUCUGAUGUAUUUUCCGGCAAAAGCUCCGGUGAAUUUUCACCUUCGUUUUGUCCUCCGGUUCAGACAGCUAGUUUCUACGGACAGGAGAUGGAGACAACCGGUUUAGACGAACUCGGUGUACUCUAUAAGCCCUUUUACACUAGCUCCACACAAACCCUCACGAAAUCCGUCUCUGUUCCGGAAGAUUCAAAAUGUUUCCAAGAUGAUAAGAAACAACGCACAUAUGGUUGUCUUCUAGCUAACGGAUCAAAGUUUAAUCGCAUCCGAAUCCCUGGAUCAUGGAAGAGCAAGAAAAACCAACAGAAGAGAGUUGUUGAGCAAGUGAAGGAAGAGAAUCUGCUGUCGGACGCAUGGGCAUGGCGUAAAUACGGGCAGAAACCCAUCAAAGGAUCUCCAUACCCAAGGAGUUAUUACAGGUGCAGCAGCUCAAAGGGGUGUUUAGCAAGAAAGCAAGUCGAAAGAAAUCCUCAGAACCCUGAAAAGUUCACCAUAACAUAUACGAAUGAGCACGCUCACGAGAUACCAACCCGAAGAAACUCAUUAGCCGGUACAACCCGAGCCAAAUCUUCCAAACCCAAACCGUCCAUAACCAAAAAAUCAGGAAAGCAAGUGGUUUCUUCUCCCACAAGUAACCACGUGAUCACAUCCGGUGAUGAAUCGUCUGUUGUGGUUCAAGCCAUGGAAGUUGCAGAAAUGAGUGCCUACCUAACAACCGGAGAAAUCGAGGGCACGAGUAACAAUUUACCAACGGAUUUGCCGUCGGAUACGGGACAUAUUCCGAGUGAUUUCGAUGAAAUAUUGAAUAGCCAAGAGUUCAUCAAUGGGUACUUAUGGAAUUACUAGAGAACAUUAUAUAUUCAAACUUAAAAUAUAGUUGCAUAGCAGCCUUAGAGCGUCGUAGUUUUCAUCUUGUUUCCACCUUAACCUGUAAAUUUAAUCAAAUAAAAUCCUACGUUCUUUUC
This is a messenger RNA of Raphanus sativus (radish), 1104 nucleotides long. Its product is annotated as probable WRKY transcription factor 29. Gene Ontology annotation, cellular component: nucleus. Gene Ontology annotation, molecular function: transcription cis-regulatory region binding; DNA-binding transcription factor activity. The coding region runs from base 95 to 985 and encodes 296 amino acids. The record is from RefSeq and is a predicted model, not a curated record. Gene Ontology annotation, biological process: regulation of DNA-templated transcription. The transcript has 3 exons. Lineage: Eukaryota; Viridiplantae; Streptophyta; Magnoliopsida; Brassicales; Brassicaceae.